Messenger RNA from Mercenaria mercenaria, 2393 nucleotides. Its product is annotated as octopamine receptor beta-3R-like. Gene Ontology annotation, cellular component: membrane. Gene Ontology annotation, molecular function: neuropeptide Y receptor activity. NCBI's taxonomy places the organism in Eukaryota, Metazoa, Mollusca, Bivalvia, Venerida, Veneridae. The record is from RefSeq and is a predicted model, not a curated record. Gene Ontology annotation, biological process: G protein-coupled receptor signaling pathway. The coding region runs from base 752 to 2098 and encodes 448 amino acids. The transcript is spliced from 2 exons.
CUGGAUACAUAAAUUGACUGUGUUUGAGUUGGAUUUUACUUGUUUACUUUUGUAUUUUUCUGAAUUUUACAAAAUUGUGAACUGAAAUAUGUUUCUAACCACAGAUUUAUAUUUUUUAAAGUAAAAUGCAUGAGUCUUUAUGUGAAGUAUUAUUCAUCGGAAGGAAAAUUUACUCAUUAUAUGUUUGUCAUUCAAGAACAUUGGAAACAGUUGGACUUUUACAUACUUUCUAUCCAAUUUCUGGAAGAUAUUAAAUGACAAAAUUGUUAACUGUAAAUUCGAAGAUUUGAGUGUUAAUUAGAAUUUUUUAAUGUAAAAUUAUGAUAUUCCAAAACUUUGUGUUCACGACUUUACCCAAUGAGGAAAAAAUAUCUUGCAUUGUGAAACUACCUCAAUUUCAGAAUUUAAAUGCAAAGUAAUUAUCAGGGACACCAUAGUAAAAGGGUGGACAAAAAUCUGUCAAUAUUCAUAUCAUAAGCUGCAAUAUUCAUACAAAUUAUCUGACAAGGAAAAUAUCCACCCAGUAUUGUGCAGUUCAAUAUAUGGUCAAAACAGUUGGAGCUAUAUAUAUGCCAGCUCCACAAUAUUGUCACAAUAAAUGACAACAAGGCUGUAGGAGAACUUGUCAAUAAAUGGACCUCAUAUCAUUGGAAUUUAUUUAACAGAGUGAAAAUUUCUAAAUAAAAACAUCUUUCAUAAUCUUGAUCUAUUAUCAGACAACUGGGCUUCAUAUGACUGAUUUGAAACGAAUAUGGCAAAUGUGACACACAACAAAAACACAAGCAGUGUGUUACUAGAUGGUGGGCAAGAUGUACAACUGCGGGAUACAUAUGAAACUGUUCUGGCUGUAUUUUUCCUUCUGAUAAUCAUGCUCACUUCAAUUCUCGGAAAUACAGCAGUAAUAGCCGUCAUCUGCCUCAAAAGAAGCAUGCGUAAAGAAGUCUCGAACCUUCUUAUCAUUAAUCUGAGUGUGACAGACCUUAGCAACACGCUCUUUGUUAUGAUGAGUGGUCUUGUUGCCCUGAUAUCUGACAAAUGGAUAUUUGGCCAACGAUGGUGUGAAUGUGUCUGUGCAAUUAAUUACUGCCUGAUAAUUGUUUCAAUGCUGACACUUUGUUGUAUAAGUAUUGACCGAUACCAUGCCGUCAUGCACCCACUGUCGUACCCACUACGAAUCACUCGCCAGAGGAUGUUACUCAUUAUCUCCUACACAUGGAUUCAAGGGAUCACUUUUGGAAUAGCACCAUCAAUAGCCGGAUGGGUCGCAUUUGAUUACUGGGAAGCCAUCUGUGCAAUACAAUGGCACAGUUAUCGACCUGAUUCUACCGUGUACGUUGUUAUAGCAUUUCUCAUCUGCUUUCUUAUUCCAGGGAUGGUGCUGGUAUACUGUUAUUCAAAAAUUCUAAAAGAAGUGAAAAAUCAGAAGGCUCAGAUCACAGUUAACACAGCAGGAAAUACAAGAUCCAUUGAAAAGAACAAGAAAAAAUUGUCUGAUCGCACAAAAAUUGUAUGGAGUCUACUUGUCGUAGUUUUAGCAUACUUCAUUUGUACAACACCAUUCAGUGUAACCAAAUUGAUCAAAGUGUUAGCUAAUGGAAAGGAUCCUAUCCCAGGUCCAAUAAACCUAGUAUCGGCACUUUUAGGAUACGUUGCAAGUGCAAUAAACCCUCUCAUUUACGGAAUCUUUCGCCGUGACUUCAGAACUGCCUAUAAACACUUACUUUACUUAGUGUUUCUACAGCGGAGGUUUUCAGAUGCACAAUCUUCAGACUUUCCCGACGGAAGUGGAACCGGCACGAUUUCUCAUGCAAACAAUCUCACAAUUAAUCACGACAAUGAAAACAAUACAGAAAGACUUGAACAUGCCCUUAAAGAAUUACAGACUACAUCCAAUACACGGAAAGAAACAAAACUUUCACCAAAAACUGUGAAAUUCUCAACAAACACCAAAUUGUCCAUACCAGAAACUGAUACUAAUUUAAAUGACUUAAAUGCAUUAGAACAUUCUAAAAUCGAGAACAGGCAAAGACCAGUUAGCGUUAUUUCAUGCAAACAUGUCAUGGUGAAAUCUGUGAAUGGUUCUAUUGAUGAAACGUAAAUGAAACUUGAAUUUCAUGUAUGUAGUAUUCAAGGGUGCUUAGUUUUUUUCUCCAUGACUGAAUAUAUUGUGUCCCCUCAACGUGAAAAUAUUAUCUAGUGUAAGUGACAUCAUUCCAAUAAGAUAUUAUGAAAAAUUGCUGAAUUAUAUGAGGAUGCUGUUUUCUAUGAUUUUGCUUAUCAGCCUUGAGUAUGUUUCAAAUAGUGUACUAUGAACAAUGUUUUAACUCAGGAGAAAAGUGUAUUGAUUUCAACUACUCAGCAAUUCCACAUACCUGAGUCAACAAAAAUAUAAA